Messenger RNA from Candidula unifasciata, 4516 nucleotides. Lineage: Eukaryota; Metazoa; Mollusca; Gastropoda; Stylommatophora; Geomitridae. The record is from the annotation of a GenBank genome assembly.
AUGUCAGGAUCUAGUAAACAACCUGCUAAAAAUGAAGAUAAUUUCAGCAAAGUGAAAGAAAAAAUGCAUCGACUCUUUGGCUUUGGUAAAUCAUCAGCACCACUAGCUGUCCCUAAAGCCGCAACACGUGAAGUAGUUUUCACCCCUGAGAUUCUGAAGGAAAUUGGACCAGAAAGCCCAGCCAACAACAGAAUCCGUACGAUUCGAGAGCUUUGUGAAAUUGUCAAACACAGACAUCUAGAGAAUAAUGCAAUUGAAGCUUUAUGGAGCCAGAUAAGUGAUCUUCUGCAGCCUCAUGUCAUACAAGAAAAUCGACAGCUGGCUCUUCACUUCCUGCACUGUUUGCUGCAGGGGCAGUUGUCUAACAUGACCAUUGUCCGUGGACAUUUCUUCAGAGUCAUACAAAGUCUGACCGAUCCUGCUGACAUACACCACAGACUUGAACUGUUUAAAACAUUGAGCGAGUGUGGUAAAAAUCUCCUCUACUUUGAGGAUGAAACAGGUGAGCAGACAUGUAUGAUUCCUAACAGAACACGCUCAGAUGAUGAGCUUACUAAAUGCUUGCAAGUCCUGGAUGCGGUCGUCUGCUACAGUUACCUCCCUUCUGAUUCCUUAUAUCACUUUGUGGCUGCUUUGUGCCACACAGUGGAUAAGGCUCCAUACAGCGAAAAAUCUUGGGAGUUGAUGAGGAAACUGUUGGGAACCUACCUGGGACACAGUGCCAUUUUUACCAUGUGUUGUAUGCUGCAAGACAAAAGACAGCCUGUCGAUGUUUUGCUGUUACGAGGUGCAAUCUUUUUUACUGGCAUGGCAUUAUGGGGCUCUCGUCGUGUGACAACCUUGAAGCAUACACAUGCUUCUGUGCUGCCAUCUUUCCUCCAGGCACUGUCUCAUGAAAAUGGCAUCGUGGCAUAUGAGGUGGUUUUAAACCUGCAGCGUUUGGUGAAUAAGUAUGGAAAAGAUUUACAGCAUGUUACGUGGGAGAUUGUCUUGGAUAUACUGGAAACUUUGCUUAUCCAGAUUGACAAAUGUGAUUUUGACAAGAAAGUUGCAGUAGAGACACAUCAGGUGAUCACAACAAUGGAAACACUCAACAGCACCAGGCAGUUCUUUGGGCCAAAUGCUCGUCUUUUUAAAAUUGUGGAGAUGUGUGCCAGCAAAAGACCAACCAGUUCUGUGUGUGCUUUGAUGGACUACCACACACAGUUCAUCCACCCAGGACAGGAGAACUGGAUUGGAGCUCUGAACAGCCUCAUGGAAAAAUAUCUCAAGGGCCAGACAAGAACUGAAGUGAGGAAGAAAGCCCUGGAUGUGUUGAAUCAUGUACUCAGUAUUAACACUCAUGUGUAUGAGAAGGAGCUGAUUGAAUGGGUUGUCAUUCCCCAUUUCACUAAUUUUGAUGCCGAUCCUGAUUCUGAAGUAAGAUGCAAGGCAGUUGAACUUUUGCUUUGGCUGUGCGAAGAUUGCCAUUCCAAUGAGUUCUUUGAACUUACUGUUAUUGUUGAAAAGAUCAUCAAGAAGCCUGUGAUUGGGUUAGCCCCUGAGACAGAUCGGAGAGAUGAAAUGGGGUUGUUGCGUGAUGAGAGAAACCUGCAAGACAUCCGUGUUGCCAUUGGCAAAAUUAUUGAGGUGUUCAAGGUGAAGCUGUACACAGCACCUGCAUCCCACUGUCAGAGGCUUUAUGAGCUGUUGACAUCGCACCUGGAGCUCCACUACUCACACCUGUACCUCGGCCCCACAGCUUGUCAGAUACGCAAAUCAAUAUUUGGUUUGCUAAUACUUUUGAGAGCAGACAGUCGCUCCAGGGUUGGACUGGCUGAUAGAAAACCAGGAGAGCGGCAUGUUUACAGCCCUUACACCUUGUGCAAACCCAGUGAUGAUUUGGAGUCACUAGCACAGAAAAGUCCUUCCAUUCCAGGCCUAACAUUAAGCCAGGUCUACGCAGUCAUUGAGUAUAAGCACACAUUCAAAAUGUUCCUUCGGUGUCUUGACACAGAGAGGGAUUGGACAGUGCUACAGAUGGUUCUGGAGAAUCUGCCACUGAUUCUGGAGAACAAGACACUGGUUUUGACCGCCGACAGCCAUCUCAUUGAUGCCUUGUGUGAGAAGCUCUGUGCAAUGGUUAGAGAUCGUUCAGUGGAGCACUCAAAAAUGCUGAUCAACAGACCAGCAAACUUUACCCGCUCAGACUUCCAUACAUAUGUCUUCCCCGUCUUAGCUGCAAUGGUAACUUAUCAUGCUUGCCUGGACAAAGUUCGUUUAAAAGAACUGGUGAACUGUUUAGAGUUUGGCCUGGUUUCUAAAUGUGCCAAGAUUUGUGUGACCACACUGCGAAUCUGUUCACUGGAGAUGAAGGAGUUGAUGAUGCGUAUGCUGCCUUCAGUGCUGUUGAAUUUGUCGAAGAUAUCUGCCACCAUCUCCAUGGCGAUCCCAGUUUUAGCAUUCCUGUCAAGUAUUGUUCGCAUUCCCAAACUUUACGCCAACUUUGUAGAGGAUCAGUAUAUGAGUGUCUUUGCAAUAGCUUUACCAUACACCAACCCAUUCAAGUUCAGUCACUACACAGUGUCUUUGGCUCAUCAUGUUAUUGGAAUCUGGUUCAUUCGAUGCAGGCUCCCAUUUCGCAGAGGAUUUGUCAAAUACAUUCAGAGGGGACUGAAGUACAAUGUUCUUCAAUUGUUUGAAGAAAACUCAAUCCGACAUCUAAACACUCACAAUCAAGAUUCCAGUGAUCGUGCUCGCACCAGCUCUCUUAAUGAAGGCCAUCGCAGACGACGUAAUGUAUCAGGCAUAGAAGGUAUCAGAAAUGAUGGCCGUUUACCGAUGGAUGAAAAGAUGUCACAGUUUCACAAGGAACUGACUGAGACAUGUGUUGACAUGAUGGCCAGAUAUUCUUUUGGCAAUUUUUCGGCACUGCCUAAACGGACUCCCGUAGCCCAGUUUUUGUUAAAGGAUGGCCAACAAGGCACAUGGGUGGUCGGCAACAAGAUAAUCACCGUGACAACAAGCGGAGGCGGUAACAAAUCUGGCAGCUCAAGUCUCUGCGACAACUGCCUGGCUGUGUUCCAGAACUCACAUGAGAGCCAGGAAGAGGUGAAGACACUGACCCCAUCAUCUACUGGGCUCGCAUCAUCUGCAGGUUCAUUUCGUGAACGACGCAGGCACAAGUCCAUGGCUCAUUUAGGCCGCUCUCACACACAGACGGAAUCUUUGGGAAUCACUCUGGAAUGUGAGGAGUCUCUUGUUCCUCGUCGAAGUCAGGAUGACAUGAGCUUACCACAGGAUUCAGGUAUGAAUAUUUUUGGACAUGACGAUGUGGCUGUGCAAACUGGCAGCUCAUUGAACAGAGAUGGAAUGGAUCCACUUUUAAUAGAAAGCAGACGGCACAUAUCAGAGCCACGCACCUUCUCGUCAACCCAGUGCAGCUGUUGGUGCACCAACUGGGCUGAAGUCACGAUUCGAGGAGCCAGCGGGGUCAUAUCUUGGAUGAUGAGAAUUGAGAAUGAAUCCAGCAACUACCAUUUUGAAACAGAUCCUUCGAUGCCUGAUAUUACUCAACUGUUAGCUCCAGUUAGAUGCAAGACCCCUGACAGCGACAGCGUUGGCAAAAUUGACAGUGGCAGCUUGUGUGAGGAAGAAUAUGACAAUCUUCACACGCAACAUUUCUCAGAGGCUGAAAGAACUUGUAACAAGCAAGACCCAGGUUUUGAACUUCAUUUAGAUAAUGAUUUGUAUCAGGAAGAACAUAUACUGUCUUAUGCAGCUGUGCCGAAUGAUGAGUCUUUGGCAUCUUCACUUCAAGAUGAAGUUCCUGAGCUGAGGCAGCCUAAAAAACGUAGUUUCACCAUUGCUGUAAUGAGUCCCUCGUUAGAAGGCAAGCAAGGGGAAGAUUAUGAUGGUCGACUAAAGGGUGCCGGAGCAGCCAAAGAUGGGAAAGGAGGUCUCAACCCCAGCUAUGUGUUCCUGCAGCUGUAUCAUUGCCAUCCACUGGUGCAGAGCCAGGAGAUCCCUCUCAAAGUUCCCGACACUGAUAAAUUCCGCCGCACCAUAGAUAUACUCGACCAUAUCUAUCCUUAUGAGACUCACAAGAUUGGAGUCUUGUACAUGGGGAAAGGACAGGCCAGCGAUGAGAAAACUCUACUCAGCAAUGAGUACGGCUCACCUCGCUACACUGAGUUUAUCCAGAGCCUGGGACAGAUGAUCAGUAUUGAUGAAGCAGAGAAGGAGAAAAUGUACCUAGGAGGACUGAACUCUUGCGAUGGCAAGUUCACGAUAGCCUGGCAGGAUGAAUCCCUGAGAAUGAUUUUUCAUGUAGCAACUUUAAUGCCCAACUUGCCAGGCGACACAAGGUUCAACAACAAGAAGAGCCACAUUGGCAAUGAUUUUGUCACUGUUGUCUAUAACGACAGUACAGAAGAUUACAAAAGUGGAACAAUAUCAGGACAGUUCAACUUUGUCAGUAUUGUGAUUCGACCCUUGGACUACGAGAGUAAUGCUGUAACACUCAUCACCAAGGAAG